AGAGCUCAUUGUUGAUAGUGCAGAGAAUCUUGGUGAAGUCCUUCGUGGUGAUCGCAUUGAAAAUUCUCCUUAUGUGUUUAAAAUGAGAGAACCACAAAUGUGUAAUGUUGUUUGUCAUAUGGUACUUGAUAAGAAAACUGCAAAGGCAUUUAAGGAGAAGAUAGAAGAUGAAUACCGAGUGAACAUGAUCUUAGACAAUCUUCCUCUGGUUGUUCCCAUUCCAAAGACUGAUCAGGACUCUGUAGUGUAUCAAGAUGGCUUUCCUGUUGGUCUCAAGGGACAGUAUAUUGGGAGCACAGAAGAGAAGUAUUUCAUCCAUAAUCAUUUGACAUUCACGGUCAAAAUUCACAAGGAUCUACAGAUUGAUAGUUCAAGGAUUGUUGGGUUUGAGGUCAAACCAUUCAGUGUUAAACAUGAGUAUGAGGGUCAAUGGAAUGAGAAGACCCGUUUAACUACCUGUGAUCCCCAUGCCAAACGUGCUGUCACCAGCUCAGAAUCUCCUCAAGAGGUUGAUGAUAAUAAGGAAAUUAUAUUCACAUAUGAUGUUGAGUUCCAGGAAAGUGAUAUAAAGUGGGCAUCUCGUUGGGAUACAUAUCUUCUGAUGGCUGAUGAUCAGAUUCACUGGUUCUCAAUCGUUAAUUCUUUGAUGAUUGUUCUUUUCCUGUCGGGAAUGGUGGCUAUGAUCAUGUUGCGGACCCUUUAUAGGGAUAUUUCCAAAUACAACCAGCUAGAAACCCAAGAAGAAGCCCAGGAAGAAACAGGGUGGAAACUGGUUCAUGGGGAUGUUUUCAGACCUCCAACAAACUCAGACUUACUUUGUGUCUAUGUGGGAACAGGGGUUCAGUUUUUUGGUAUGAUUCUUGUCACCAUGAUCUUUGCUGUUCUGGGAUUUUUGUCCCCCUCAAACCGAGGUGGGUUGAUGACUGCCAUGCUUCUGCUCUGGGUGUUCAUGGGCCUGUUUGCGGGAUAUUCCUCAGCCCGUCUUUAUAAGAUGUUCAAGGGAACAGAAUGGAAGAAAAUUACUCUAAAAACAGCUUUUCUGUUCCCUGCAACUGUCUUUGCCCUUUUCUUUGUCUUGAAUGCUCUGAUAUGGGGCCAGAAAUCUUCUGGUGCAGUGCCGUUUGGAACUAUGUUUGCUUUGGUACUCUUGUGGUUUGGUAUCUCAGUCCCACUAGCGUUUGUGGGUGGUUAUAUUGGGUUUAAGAAGCCGGUAAUAGAGGAUCCAGUGAAAACUAAUAAGAUUCCACGACAAAUCCCAGAACAGCCCUGGUACUUGAAGCCAGCCUUCUCUAUCCUGAUUGGAGGCAUACUUCCAUUUGGGGCUGUCUUUAUUGAGAUCUUCUUCAUCCUUACUUCAAUAUGGUUGCAUCAGUUCUACUACAUAUUUGGCUUCCUCUUCAUUGUCUUUGUCAUCCUUAUCAUAACCUGUGCCGCGAUCACAAUCGUGCUCUGCUACUUCCAACUUUGCAGUGAGGAUUAUUUGUGGUGGUGGAGAUCAUACUUGACUUCUGGUUCCUCCGCACUUUAUUUAUUCCUUUAUGCUGCCUUCUACUUCUUCACAAAGCUUGAAAUCACAAAACCGGUGUCUGGGGUUCUCUACUUCGGAUACAUGUUGAUUGUCUCAUAUGCUUUCUUUGUGCUGACUGGUACAAUUGGUUUCUAUGCAUGCUUCUGGUUCACAAGGCUCAUCUAUUCUUCUGUGAAGAUUGAUUGAUUAAUCUGCUUUUGCACCCAAAUUAAAAUCGCCGGCUUGUUUCUUAAUGUAGGAUGCCAAACUAUCUCAGCUGGGAUUGGAAAUUCAAGGUAUUCCCACUUUAGAGUUCCUUUUGGGUUCAGGUUUGAAUCUGAUUAUAGAAAUAGCGUUCUCUAUACAGGUUCCUUUACAGUUACUAGUUCUUUGUACUUGCUAUACAUAAUACAUGUCAUUAUUAUUUUACUUUUUUGUAUAAGAGACCUUGGAUAGAGAGGAUUGAUCUGAUACCCAGUCGUUCUUAUCAAUGCCUACCCCGAAUGGGAAGGAAUUCUUGUAUUACCGCUCUUGCUUCUUAUGGAGGACUCCUCCAUCUCAAAAUAAUUGCUUUUAAUUUUA
This is a messenger RNA of Rubroshorea leprosula, 2089 nucleotides long. NCBI's taxonomy places the organism in Eukaryota, Viridiplantae, Streptophyta, Magnoliopsida, Malvales, Dipterocarpaceae. The record is from the annotation of a GenBank genome assembly.